AUGACCAACCAUCAUCCGUUUCAAGAAACUCGUAAUUAUCAAGUGUAUGAACAAGCGGUAUUUGUGGGUUUAAUCAACAGACAUUUUUCCAUUUCCUUCAUUUCCCCUCGAAAAAAGUCGAUCGUUGCGAAACAGUUUUUGACAGUUAAAGCGUUUUGGGCAAGAAACGAUGUCAUCGAGUUCAACAGAUUCAUUCAACGGCGGGUGAAAGAGAUACGGGAAUACGCUAUACGGCAUGGGACGCCCGAGAAAACAGCAAUCCGACGGGGAGAAAACAACAAGAUCGUCGAAAGUCUACAUUUUAUGCUUGAUUUUUUGAGAGAACUUGGCUAUAAAUCAGAGACAACUACAAUUGGUGGCAAAAAUGGGAAUGCGCGCACCGAAAUGAUCGAUUCGAUAAGUUUCGACAAUAAAAGACACGACAAAAAGGAGAUUGAAAGAAUGGGAAUUCUGAUUAACGACUAUAUUUACAAGCAGUUUGGAUUGAAUAAUGAAAUUGUAAUUAAUCGGAUGGAUGAGACUAUCAACAAAUAUCUCAAUAAUUGA
Entamoeba invadens IP1 is the source of this 546-nucleotide messenger RNA. RefSeq lists its product as hypothetical. The transcript has a single exon. Lineage: Eukaryota; Evosea; Mastigamoebida; Endamoebidae. The record is from RefSeq and is a predicted model, not a curated record. The coding region runs from base 1 to 546 and encodes 181 amino acids.